This is a messenger RNA of Rhodamnia argentea, 1332 nucleotides long. RefSeq names its product 28 kDa ribonucleoprotein, chloroplastic. The transcript is spliced from 4 exons. Gene Ontology annotation, molecular function: mRNA binding. Lineage: Eukaryota; Viridiplantae; Streptophyta; Magnoliopsida; Myrtales; Myrtaceae. Bases 107 to 1036 code for a protein of 309 amino acids. The record is from RefSeq and is a predicted model, not a curated record. Gene Ontology annotation, cellular component: cytosol.
UAUAUCUUCUUCUUCUUCAAUUGUGAUAUUUCCAUCUCCCCUUAUCCAAAAUGAUGUUCGGGAGUUCUGGGCAGCUCGCGAGUCGCGACCACCCUUAACACCACUGAUGGCUUCUCUGCUUCGCCACCCUCAAUGCUUUCCCUUGACCUCGCCGUUCUCCGCCGACGUCUUCUCUUCCGCUUCCGCCCACCCACCACACUCUCAAGCCUUCCUGUCGCUUCCCUUACCGAAAUCCCCACUCUCUUCUCCUCUCUGCCACGCUCUCAAAUCUAAGUCGAGAAGGCCUUCGCUCCUUUUCCAUUUCUCUUGCGCUUGUUCGGCGACUUCGACUCCAUUUGUCGAGACGCAGUCGACCGCAAAUGACGGUGAUGUCGCCCCAGUAGAAAAAGAAGAAGAGGAAGAAGAGUUCUCGAGGACCAGAUUGAUUGCCCAGAACAUUCCCUGGACUUGUACUGCCGAAGAUGUUCGGUCUUUGUUCGAGAAGCACGGUACGGUGGUCGAAGUCGAGCUUUCAAUGCAUAAUAAGACGAUGAACAGGAACAGGGGUCUAGCUUUUGUGGAGAUGGGUUCAGCUGAGGAGGCUCUCACUGCUCUCAACAGUCUCGAAUCGUCGGAAUUCGAGGGUAGAGUAUUAAAAGUCAACUAUGCGAAACUGCGGAAGAAGAAAUCUCCCCCUCCUGCACAACCCAGACCGAUCGCAACGUUCAACUUGUUCGUAGCUAAUCUGUCUUAUGAGGCUAGAGCAAAAGACCUGAGGGAGUUUUUCGACUCGGGGAGUGGCAGGGUUGCCUCUGCGGAAGUCAUAUUUCAUGACAAUCCAAGAAAGUCUUCUGGAUACGGAUUUGUUUCCUUCAUAUCCAAGAAAGACGCUGAGGCAGCCUUGACAACCUUUCAGGGGAAGGAUUUCAUGGGGAGACCAUUAAGAGUGGCACGAAGUAAGCAAUUUCUGAAGCUACAAACUAAAGAAAGCUUGCGGUCCAAUGAUGCAUCAGAUGAAUUGAUACCUGAUGCUGAGCAGGUGCAUGAAGCUGUGUAGAACCAAAAUUUGGAAAGACGAAGACACUUCCUGUUUUUGGUUAUAGUCAGUGAGAUCUCUUAAACACAGGAACUCAGUUUUCAUUUUAUAAAGCUGUCUUUUUUUAGUGGUAUCUGUAACUUUUAAUGUGCGCUUGCGCCAUGACAUUGGAAACCAUUGCCCAAGCUAAAUGAAGCAUUUUUAAUGGAAGGUGUAAUCCCUCAUCUGUAUCUCCAUUGAAGGAGAGCAUGUAUAUCUAUCAGUAACAUGGCAUGUCGUAUAACUAACUCCUUAGUAAACAUGAAUGUAUAUGCAGA